AGCUACUUUAGAUAUAGUAGUGCACAGUUCUGGCGGUUCUGCUAAUGCUUCCCUCGCUCUUUCUUUUUCUCUGUUUUGUGCUGCUGAAUUGUGCCGCCGUCAGUGGGUUAGUCAUUCCAUAAAUGAAUCAGGAGGCGUUGCAAUUAAGUUUCAAGAAUUUCCUUAAUUUCUCCUGCUUUGCAGCUAGGCCAAGACAGUUGAGUAUUGAAUCAUUGGUUUCUUUGAGAGUGAGCAUAAUGAGUUCCAAACGACGCCUUUCAAAUUCAUCAAAGAUCGCAUCACCAAUCGUUGAGGACAAGAAGGGUAAGAAGCUGAAAGGGUUGGAAGUAGCAAUCCCUAAUUGUGGAAGCAUUGUUGCUGAGGAAAAUUCUCCGCAAAUUCAAUCAGUUGGAAUUCAAAGUAUCAAGGAUGAUCCUUCAAAAAUUGAGGCAAUGACAGUUCAAGAACUCAGAACAACAUUGAGGAACAUUGGAGCUCCUGCCAAAGGUCGUAAAUCUGACCUUGUCUCUGCUUUAAAGUUUUUUGUGAGCAAGCACUUGGAUGGUGAAAGCUCUCAGGAAGUAGAAGAAUACGUAUCCUCCACUUGUACGGAAAAACUUUCAUUGCAAAAAGGGGCUACUAAUGUAUCUGAUGAAAAACUCAAUACUGUUUCAGAGGAUUUGUGUUUUAAACAGAGUAAGAGAAGGGUGAAACAAUCUGUUGCUGUUGGCACGAAUGAAAGUGUCAAAGUUGAUUCUGAAAUGUCCACAAUAAAAGAGAAGGAUUCAGUUAAGAGAGAAGAGGUCUCAGUAGGGAAGUCUUCCCGGACAAGGAGAAAAAUAUCUUCUGAUAUUGGCAUUGAAUAUGUUAAAACCGAUAAUCUAGUUACCAUGCCUCCAGCUGAACCCUGGACAAUUCUUGCCCACAAGAAGCCGCAGAAAGGUUGGAUUCCAUAUAAUCCUGGAACCAUGAGGCCCCCGCCUCCCGCUGGGGACACAAAGUUUGUGAAGCUAAUGUCUUGGAAUGUCAAUGGGUUAAGAGCAUUAUUAAAGUCAGAGGGAUUUUCUGCCCUUGAACUUGCCCAAAGAGAAAAUUUUGACGUGCUGUGCUUCCAAGAAACCAAACUGCAGGAGAAGGAUGUGGAGUCUAUCAAGCACUGUCUGAUAGAUGGGUAUGACAGUAGCUUCUGGACAUGUAGCCGUUCCAAACUUGGUUAUUCAGGCACUGCAAUUAUCUCUCGGAUAAAGCCAAUUUCAGUAAGCUAUGGUCUAGGCAUACCAGAUCAUGAUAGUGAGGGAAGACUUGUGACAGCAGAGUUUGAUUCAUUCUAUUUAAUAAGCGCAUAUGUCCCAAACUCUGGAGAUGGAUUGAAAAGACUGGUAAUAGAUUCAUACAGAAUUGGAGAAUGGGAUCUGUCUCUUAGCAACUACUUGAAAGAGCUGGAAAAGUCAAAGCCUGUCAUUUUGACUGGAGAUUUGAAUUGUGCACAUCAAGAGAUAGAUAUUUACAACCCUGCUGGAAAUAGAAGAAGUGCUGGAUUUACAGAUGAAGAAAGGCAAUCAUUUGGGACAAACUUUUUGUCAAGGGGAUUUGUGGAUACUUUCAGAAAACAACAUCCAAAUGUUAUAGGCUAUACUUACUGGGGUUAUCGACAUGGCGGGCGCAAAACCAAUAAAGGUUGGCGGCUCGACUACUUCCUUGUCUCAGAAUCAAUAGCUGACAAGGUUCAUGACUCGUACAUUGUGCCUGAUGUUAAUGGAAGUGAUCAUUGUCCAAUUGGGCUAAUACUCAAGCUAUAGUUUUUCGCAGCCUGUAAAGGCAGAGCGAUGCAUACGUACCACAGGAAACAGUUCGUCGAAAUGAUCGUACCGACAUGGUAAUGCAGGUUGAUGGUAGAGUAAUUUUUAAAACAUGAAGCAGAUGGGAAAAAAAAAAAUGAAAUGCCAUUUGCAGUUCUGACUUCUGAGAUUAGGCUGGGAGAUGCUUAAUUAGAUCUUGAUGGGGUACUUCAGGAAAUACCUAUGCUCAUAAAAGUUUUCUGUAAAUAUUGAAUGUCCAAUCUUAUCUUAUUAAAUUGUUAACCAGCAACCGCAAAUAGUGAAAAGGUCUAGGGUGCAAGUAGUUUAAUGGUCAAGUGCUUACCUUAGAGAGCUGGAAGAAAAGAAAUUUAAAGCAAGGUAAGUCUGCUUGUUUCAUGUUAAUGGAUAUCAUUAUCCUUGCCUUUCAAGCAAGGUAAGCUAGAAAUCAUAUCCAUAUAUCCAUCCAACCUAAAUGCACCCGUGUAUAUAUAUAUAUAUAUAUAGAUGCUUUAUUUAGUUCA
This is a messenger RNA of Jatropha curcas, 2299 nucleotides long. RefSeq names its product apurinic endonuclease-redox protein (gene ARP). Gene Ontology annotation, cellular component: nucleus. The record is from RefSeq and is a predicted model, not a curated record. Gene Ontology annotation, molecular function: DNA binding; endonuclease activity; phosphoric diester hydrolase activity. Lineage: Eukaryota; Viridiplantae; Streptophyta; Magnoliopsida; Malpighiales; Euphorbiaceae. Gene Ontology annotation, biological process: base-excision repair.